CACAGCACUGGGAAUAUAUGCAGAAAGCUUCGAGAAGCCAUUUCUUGAAUGCACAUCUGAAUUUUAUGCUGCUGAAGGUAUGAAAUACAUGCAGCAAUCAGAUGUUCCAGAUUAUUUGAAGCAUGUGGAGACAAGAUUGCAAGAGGAACACGACAGAUGCCUGAUCUACUUGGAUGCGAGUACUAGGAAGCCGCUGAUAGCCACAGCAGAAAAGCAACUUCUUGAACGUCAUAUACCUGCCAUUCUUGAUAAGGGUUUCUCUGUGCUUAUGGAUGGAAAUCGCAUUGAAGACCUUCAGAGAAUGUACUCACUCUUUUUAAGGGUCAAUGCCCUUGAGUCACUAAGACAAGCCCUAAGUUCAUAUAUAAGGAGAACUGGGCAGGCCAUUGUUAUGGAUGAGGAGAAAGAUAAAGACAUGGUUUCUUCACUUCUGGAGUUUAAGGCUUCUCUUGACAGAAUAUGGGAAGAAAGUUUUUAUAAGAAUGAAGUAUUCUCUAACACCAUUAAAGAUUCAUUUGAGCAUCUUAUCAAUCUACGACAGAACCGACCAGCAGAGUUGAUUGCCAAGUUCUUAGAUGAGAAGCUCCGUGCAGGUAACAAGGGUACUUCUGAAGAGGAAUUGGAGGGAACACUUGAUAAAGUCCUGGUUUUAUUUAGGUUCAUUCAGGGCAAAGAUGUGUUUGAAGCUUUUUAUAAGAAAGAUCUUGCAAAAAGACUGCUUUUGGGAAAAAGUGCGUCUAUUGAUGCAGAGAAGUCUAUGAUAUCCAAGUUGAAGACUGAGUGUGGCAGUCAGUUCACAAACAAAUUGGAAGGAAUGUUCAAGGACAUUGAAUUAUCAAAAGAAAUAAAUGAGUCCUUCAAACAGUCAUCCCAAGCAAGGACAAAACUCCCAUCAGGAAUUGAAAUGAGUGUUCAUGUCCUGACAACUGGUUACUGGCCAACAUAUCCACCCAUGGAUGUUAGACUUCCUCAUGAAUUGAAUGUUUACCAGGAUAUUUUCAAAGAGUUCUAUCUGAGCAAAUACAGUGGAAGGCGUUUGAUGUGGCAAAAUUCAUUAGGUCACUGUGUCUUGAAGGCAGAGUUUCCUAAAGGGAAAAAGGAGUUGGCAGUCUCCCUAUUUCAGACUGUUGUUUUGAUGCUAUUCAAUGAUGCCGAGAAACUGAGCUUUCAAGAUAUCAAGGACUCUACCAGUAUCGAGGACAAAGAACUGAGAAGGACUCUGCAAUCGCUUGCAUGCGGAAAAGUUCGUGUCCUACAGAAGUCGCCGAAGGGUAGAGAUGUGGAGGAUGAUGACUCAUUCUCUUUUAAUGAUGGCUUUACAGCUCCUCUUUACCGUAUAAAGGUGAAUGCCAUUCAGUUGAAGGAGACAGUGGAGGAAAACACAAGCACCACUGAAAGAGUUUUCCAAGACCGUCAGUAUCAGAUUGAUGCUGCCAUUGUGAGGAUAAUGAAGACGAGGAAAGUACUUAGUCACACCCUUCUUAUUACCGAACUCUUCCAACAGCUCAAGUUUCCAAUAAAACCAGCUGAUUUGAAGAAAAGGAUUGAAAGCCUGAUUGACAGAGAGUAUCUGGAGAGGGACAAGAGCAACCCCCAAAUAUACAAUUAUCUGGCAUAGUCUUUCACAUUUUCAAAUGACAUGGGGCAAACUUAAUGUUUGAUCCCUCGUCAUAUGUACAGUAACAGUGGAUUCCCGUUCUUUUUUUCCACCCCCAUUCAUCGACAACUGUACUUUAUUAUUGUAAAGCAUAAUAUCUCGCAUGAUAAUUUUUCCUUUUAUAGAAGAUUCUGGGCGACCCAAAGUUAUUCUCCAAAA
This is a messenger RNA of Arachis duranensis, 1816 nucleotides long. Its product is annotated as cullin-4. Gene Ontology annotation, biological process: protein ubiquitination; ubiquitin-dependent protein catabolic process. Gene Ontology annotation, molecular function: ubiquitin protein ligase binding. Bases 80 to 1618 code for a protein of 512 amino acids. The transcript has 14 exons. The record is from RefSeq and is a predicted model, not a curated record. Gene Ontology annotation, cellular component: cullin-RING ubiquitin ligase complex. Lineage: Eukaryota; Viridiplantae; Streptophyta; Magnoliopsida; Fabales; Fabaceae.